AUGAAAUAUGGUAAUUCUAUGUAUACACUUUACUUUAGUCUGGCUUGCCAGACUAACUUUACUUAUUUACAUUCUAAUACAAUAGGAAAGUUAUUUCCUUCAACAGUAACAGUGAUGCCGUCUUGUCAACAAGCAAGUGCUUCAACAGCUUCAAGAUCUCAACAAUUACAAGAUAUUACUAGUGAGACUCAAGUAACUACCAAUACUGAUGCUACUGCACAAGGUGUAGUAGAGGUCAUAGUUCAUCCUGGCUAUGAAGCAGAGUUUGAUAGAAUGGCUACUCUGCAUGGUACUCUUAUUCACAAUGUUGUUCCUCUCAUCAAAGCAGCGAUACCAUUUGUUGAUGAUUUAAAGACUUAU
Messenger RNA from Amphimedon queenslandica, 360 nucleotides. RefSeq lists its product as uncharacterized. The transcript has 3 exons. The record is from RefSeq and is a predicted model, not a curated record. The annotation marks the transcript as partial. Lineage: Eukaryota; Metazoa; Porifera; Demospongiae; Haplosclerida; Niphatidae.